This is a messenger RNA of Prorocentrum cordatum, 972 nucleotides long. NCBI's taxonomy places the organism in Eukaryota, Dinophyceae, Prorocentrales, Prorocentraceae. The record is from the annotation of a GenBank genome assembly.
AUGUUCCAUCACAGCACCUCGACGAUGCCGCACUUUCCGCACCAGCUCCUCGGCCUCGUGAGUUUCCCGAGCUUCUUCUUUUGGGAGCGCUACCUGUGCAGCGGAGAGAUCAGCAAGGCUGUCAGCCUUGCAACUUCCCAUCAGCUGGAGCGGGUCUGCAUGGGUGACGCUGCUGCCGCAGCUCCGGUGCGUGAUCAGAUCAGCUGCUCUUCAAAGCUGUCUGCCUCGAAGGGUGGCUCGCGGCCCUGGCGCGUGGAGGGCGCGUACGAGUACGAUGACGACGACGAGGUGGUGCUCGUGUCCGUCGACAAGGAGGACCCGCUGGGCGGCCCGAAGGGCGACCGCGAGGUGAAGGUGCCCGUGGAGGAGGGCUGCCUCAACUUCAGGGGCGUCCGGUGCCCCUGGGCCAGCCCGCCUCCAGACGCGCUCGCGGAGGAGCUGGCCGCCAUGUCGCUGAGGGAGCUCAAGGCCUUCGCCGUGGACGCGGGGUUGGACCCCUCCGGCUGCAUCGAGCGGGCGGACAUCGAGGGCCUGCUCCGACGCGCGCGGGCCAGCGGCGCCCUGGCGAGCAAGGACAGCGCCCCCGCCGCGCGGCCGCCCGCGGGGCCCGCCGCUGCCGUGCCCGCACCGCAGGAGGCCGCGACAGUUGCUGUCGCUGCUGUGCCCGCCCCCGUGGCGGAUCAGCCGGCCCCUGCGGCGCCGCCGGCGCCUGCUGCCGUGGCACCCUCGCCGCCGGCGGAGGAGGCCGCUGCGGCAGCUGCGGCGCCGACGCCGCCAGCCGAGGGCCAGUACAGCCUGGAGCAGCUCACGGACAAGCGGCAGUGGGAGAAGUUGGACGUGACGCCGACCGAGCGGGAGACUUUCCUGCCAGACGCCGUGUUCGUGGAGCUCUUCGGCAUGGGCAAGGCGGAGUUCGCGAAGCUCCCGAAGUGGAAAAAGGACAACGCAAAGAAGAAGCACGGGCUCUUCUAG